AAAAUAAUAAUGAAGUCUAAGUUUGGCCUUGAUUUCAUACAGUGUUUAAAAAUAUAUAAAUGUUACUGUGUUCCGUACUUUAAGUAUAGCAGUUUACUCAUACAAUUUGAUGAAUGAUUUAAAUUUAGUCUGUAAUUAAACAUGCUAGGUGAUAAAGCUCUUGAUCUUAUAAAACAAAUGCAAAGAUGUGAUUACUUGAAUCCUAUCCAAGAUGAAGUGAUGAAGCAAGUAUUUGAAGAAAUGAAUGCUCUCUUUGAAGAAAACCAGAUAGAUGUAAAUGCAUCAAUCAAUGGUGAAGUGCAGUGCCAUGCAGCUGUUCAAUUACGCCAUGCUGUAUUAUUAAGAGAUAAGAGAUGCAUUUUAGCUUACUUGUACAAUAGACUGCAAAUGAUUAGAGAUAUAAGAUGGGGCUUUGGAGCAGUUUUACCAUCUGAUGUUCGUUCUUGCCUAUCGGAAGCAGAGGUAAAUUGGUUUACUUCUUACAAUCGUACAGUGGCUAAUUAUAUGACAAGUAUUGGAGGUGUAGGCAUAGAUUUAUUUUUGCAUUUGCAGCCACCGAAAUCUUUAUAUAUUCAGGUGAGAUGUCUGUGUGAUUAUGGAGAUUUUGAAACUAGUGAUGGAAACACUGUAGUAUUAACCAAAAAUAGUACACACUUUCUUCAGAGAACUGAUUGUGAAAAACUUAUCCAUCAAGGAAUUCUAGAGCAUAUUACUGUAUAAAAAUGAUACAGCCAACAUAAUUUGCUAUAUUUUUCUUUAAUAACAAUAUUCAAGUGUCAAUUAAAAUUAUUUUUUGAAAAUUCGGAAAAUAAAUUUUGCAUGUUCUCUUUUAGUCAUGUAUAUGGAAAAAAAGAAGGGAAGGAAGAGUACAACAUAAUUUCUUAGUUUUAUCUAUGAUUUUUUUUUAAUAUUUGUUUAUCCCAAGAAAUGUAAAACAGCUAAAUAUAAAACAUAAUAUAUUUUGUACUAAUGCCCAAUAUGGAUGAAAUACUAUGUGUGAUCUGUAAUUACAAAUAAAUAUUCAUUUUUCUUAAA
Molecule: messenger RNA, 1035 nt
Organism: Stegodyphus dumicola
Lineage: Eukaryota; Metazoa; Arthropoda; Arachnida; Araneae; Eresidae
Product: DNA replication complex GINS protein PSF1-like
Biological process (GO): DNA strand elongation involved in mitotic DNA replication; DNA replication
Cellular component (GO): GINS complex
Source: RefSeq, a predicted model, not a curated record